GCAAGGAUAAUUCGAAAUUAUUCAUUAGUUCUGCUGACUGGUCUUUCGCAAGUGAAUUUGUUGGAAUAUUUAAACCUAUUUACACAGCUACAAUGAAACUACAAACUGAACAGCUGUGUUAUAGCGAACUAUAUAUUGUAAUAAUGGAUAUUACAUUCCAAAUAGAUGCUUUACCAAAUACCGAAAUGAAAGGGAUACUGAAAGAAUCAUUGAAGACAAGAAUGGAUAAACUUUUUGAUAACGAACUUUUCAACGCAGCCGUGUAUUUGGAUCCACGUAUUAAAGUCUGUAUGACAAGCGAACAGAAAACUAGAGCGCAGAUGUACAUAGUGUGGUUAUAUAAGCGAAUAUACUCAAAAGAAGAUUCUACAACAGACAAUACGGCCUGCACAAUACUGGAUGAAACUCCAUCAACAAGUAAUGCAUGCACACCGAAAUCCUUUUCCGAUUACCUGCAAACUUUAGAUCCUACCACGCCUACACAGAGUUCUUCAAACAUUGAUAAUUUUGAAUCCGAUCUAUCCACUUAUGAAAGAAAAUCAAGAUUGCCACUAAAUGCAAAUAUUUUACAAUAUUGGGAUUCUUCAAACAUUAUUAGUGGCAUUGCGAAUAUUUUACUGGCAAUACCAUCAACACAAGUAAGCGUGGAACGCUUAUUUUCAGUUAUGAAAUAUAUGUUAUCCGAUCAGCGCAAUCGAUUGUCACCGUUAAAUUUGGAGCAUAUAUUAAUGGUAAAAGCCAAUGGGAUUUUUAAUUACCAAUUGGGAUCAGAUUAAU
Musca domestica (house fly) is the source of this 777-nucleotide messenger RNA. RefSeq lists its product as uncharacterized. The transcript has 2 exons. Gene Ontology annotation, molecular function: protein dimerization activity. Bases 93 to 776 code for a protein of 227 amino acids. NCBI's taxonomy places the organism in Eukaryota, Metazoa, Arthropoda, Insecta, Diptera, Muscidae. The record is from RefSeq and is a predicted model, not a curated record.